Molecule: messenger RNA, 659 nt
Organism: Phodopus roborovskii (desert hamster)
Lineage: Eukaryota; Metazoa; Chordata; Mammalia; Rodentia; Cricetidae
Product: vomeronasal secretory protein 2
Exons: 6
Coding region: 30-659 (209 amino acids)
Molecular function (GO): small molecule binding
Source: RefSeq, a predicted model, not a curated record
UGCCUUGUCUGAGAGCACACAGCCUGGAGAUGAAGAGCAUGCUCCCGACUGUCACACUGUUUGUCCUGGUGGCUGUCCUACAGGCCCAGGAUGACCUGCCCUUCCUCUCAGAAGACAACAAACUGUCAGGUGUCUGGUUUGUAAAGGCCAUGGUGACUCAAAGGAACCUGGCAGAGAAGAGGAAACCUGUGGUAAUGUUCCCUCAUAGAGUGACAUGCCCGGAACAAGGAACCUUGGAGGUCAGGACCACUGUCCUGUAUGAGGGCCAGUGCAUUAAGGUAGGAUUUCGCUUUCAGAGAACAGAGGAGCCUGGUCAAUACACCACCUUUUCGGGUCAGAUGUUCUACUACAUCUAUGAGCUUCCAGUGAAGGACCACUACAUCAUGUACAUGGACAACCUGUCACUUGAGAAAAAAUUCCAAAGGGGACUCCUCAUAGGAAAGUGUCCAGAAGAAAACCUGGAGGCCCUGGAAGAAUUUAAGAAUUUCACACAGCGCAAAGGAUUUCUUCAAGAAAACAUCAUUGUGCCUGAGCAGAGGGUACACAGCAAUGACCUCACUGGACUACUCUUCCUCCAGACCACUGAGCUCCGUUUCCCCUCUCGGAGACCCACUCCUUCCUUGAUUGUUACUCCCCAGUGGACUGCCAUCCUGCUUUAG